CAAGGGAACGGCAAGGCCGAGCGAACGGUGCAAACUCUGACACGAGCCCUGCAGAUGUACGUCGCGGACGUCAACCAACAAGAUUGGGACGACUAUGUAGAGCGGCUGACCUUUGCGUUGAACACGGCACAUGAUCGAGUGAGAGGGGAAACGUCGUUUUUCUUAGUCCACGGAUGGGACCCGCGGGCGACACUUGAAGCAGUUGUUUCGGUGGUAUCGACGCGCCGCCGCGAUUGCGAUGCACGGAGAUGGAGGUACCACAUACAGGGUCAAUACCGCAGAGCCAGGAAAGCCGUCAACGAGAGCCUACGUGAUGCGAUCAAGUCUAGGGCUGACCAGCACAACGAGAACGUUAGACCACAUCGGAUUGAGGAAGGCACACAGGUAUGGCUUUACCUGGAUCGCGUCAAGGAAGGCUACGCUCGCAAGCUCGCACACAUGUGGCAUUGUCCGUUCCGCGUCACAGAGCUGAUCGGCAAUCAGGCAGCUCGUCUCGAGACUGCAGGCUCAGGGUACCGGAUCUUCCCGAUAGUACAUCUGUCGAAGAUGAAGCCCGUGCGAACAUUCCCUGAUCGGCCAAAGGUUGUGUUGAACACCGAAGACGACGAUCGAGUAGACUUCGACGAAGAACUGCUGCCUGACGAUAGCUGGGACACUCCGUUGGACGAAGAUGAAUUCGAGGUGGAACAGAUCGCGGACGUACGGUCAGGAAGACGCACCCGAUAUGGGCGGGUGCACCGAGAAUUCCAGGUCUAUUGGAAGGGCUAUGACCAGCCGACAUGGGUGGAUGAAGCCGACCUCAAUUGCGCCGCCCUGUUGUACGAGUAUGAGCGCGGACACACCAGCCGCAACCGCUUCAACGUGAUGCAGUCACACGAGGAAGGGGUAAACAUUGAGUAA
Phytophthora megakarya is the source of this 900-nucleotide messenger RNA. The record is from the annotation of a GenBank genome assembly. NCBI's taxonomy places the organism in Eukaryota, Oomycota, Peronosporomycetes, Peronosporales, Peronosporaceae.